Molecule: messenger RNA, 17701 nt
Organism: Talpa occidentalis (Iberian mole)
Lineage: Eukaryota; Metazoa; Chordata; Mammalia; Eulipotyphla; Talpidae
Gene: DCLK1
Product: doublecortin like kinase 1
Exons: 12
Coding region: 10811-11944 (377 amino acids)
Biological process (GO): retina development in camera-type eye; intracellular signal transduction; neuron migration
Cellular component (GO): axoneme; neuron projection
Molecular function (GO): protein kinase activity; microtubule binding; ATP binding
Source: RefSeq, a predicted model, not a curated record
UGUAAAAGAGACAAUGGAGCAAUGUGUAUGGUUUGUGAUUGGGUGAAGGUUUCAUAUUUCCUAAGCAAAAGCCUAACAGCAAAACACACAAAAGAGCUUUGCAUAUCUUGAAAUUAUGAAAACCAAAUUGUAUAAUGAUAAAUACACAAGUAUUUUAUAUUCAUAAUGUUAAUCUGCAAGAAAUUAAACAAAAAAAUCUACAUUGCUUUGGUUGGGGUAAAUUUGAACUCAAACUGGCUCAGUUAUUGAGAAUUUUGUGAGACCCGACUUUUAAUGAAUUUCAUGUAUGGAUCCAAUAAUGAGUACAAAAACAUACUAAUGAUGUAGCAUUACAGAGUUAUAUUUCUGUAGCUGGGUUUUUAUUUCAAUCAUAAGCUGGUAUGUAGUUAUCCUUAUGUAAGUAUAUAAGGUCAUAUCUUAGGAAGACCUAGGCAUCAGGAAGUUUCCUUAUUUAUGUUGUCAAGUAAAUCUUAUUUUUUAAAGUAUCUUUUGUUGGAGACAGCAUACAUAUACCUUAAACUACAUACCAUCAUGAAGUACUUGUUCAGUGGCAUUGCUAUAGAUUAUUUCGUUCCUUCUUAUAACCACAUAUGUCAUAUUUCAAAUGUGUAAAGGCUGAAUCUAUGAAAUUCUUUUUACACAUAGGUUCAAAUAAAACAUGUCUGGACUUGUUCCAAAACAUAAAUUUGAACAGCAAAAUAUCUCAAAUGGUGUUAUACAAAUCAGAACCAAAAUAUCUAAAUCUCCAUUCUGAUAAAUCUUGGAUCUUUCUCGUAUUUUGGAAAUUUUCAUAUGCAAAACUCCUUUUGUGUAAAACCAAGUAUGUCUAUGACUAUAACCCACUGUUAAACCUUAAUCUACUAAUUCUGCACUAGUAGUCCUUUAUUUAAAUAUAUAUAUAGUCAGCUUUGCUUAAACAUAAAGUAAUUAUUUUAAAAUCUGAAUGUUAAAAUUAAUUUAAUGUGUAUGGUCUGUUGUAUUCAAGCCAUAGCCAAGUAAUCAUUUACUUUUACUCGUUCAAAUACUAACAAUUUAAGACUCAUGAAGCAUGGUAUUGGUAUUCUAUAGGUUUGACACAUCUCAGUAGGUGAUAAAUUAAAAAUGUAUGAUGCCAUUUGGAGGCUUUUACUUGAGUUUUUUUCCUUCAAAUUUUACUUGAAAACUGAAUUGAAAAACAAAAUGUUUGAUUUAAGAUGGAAAGAAACUGCAUUGUAAUAUGCCGUUUAAAUGCUAUCAAUUUAUCUGCUUGAUAAAUUGUUCAACUAUCAAAUUUUACCAUCUGGUUUAUAGUUACAUAUGUUACCAUCUCACUUUCUAAGUGAAUAAAAUAUUCCAACCAAAAGAAGUAAAAAAAAAAAAAAAAAACCCAGAAACAGUCCAGGCAACCUAACAGCAUUUGAAAACAUAGCCUUAUAAUAAUUAGUGCCUCAUUAUCCUGUCUGUUGGGGAGAAAGACACUUCUCUGGCAAUUUAUUCAGGAACCACAAACUGAACCAUUCCAUCUUGAAAGAACAGUUCAUAAUAAUACCUGUUCCAGACUUCAGGUUUUAAAACUGUUUCUAAUAGAAAUGAACAGAGACUCCUGCUGAGAUCAAAAGACUGCUUUGUUUUAACUGAAACAGUAAACAUCUGUGAAGUUGCCUAUGCUGGUGUCUGUUCUAGUUAUGUCUUUGUAAAAUGCAUUACUUAAUACAGUUGAGUCCAUAAAGGAUUAGUAUGUAUUUGACUGAACUGUCAAAAAUGCAAAGAAAGCAGUGGAACAGUUAACUUGAAUCUGGUGGGGUAGAUGGUCCAUAACAAAAAUAAAUUCCAACAAUUUUAACUUCCCUGCACUGUCAAUCUUAUAGACAACUACUGCUUAGAGAGGUCCAAUAAAUGCUAUUUGUUCUGAAUAAGUGGCAGAUAUUGCCAAUUGAUAUGAAGCCCAUGGCUUUGUUUAGACACGGCAAAAAGAAACUGGACUUGUACUAAUUGCCGAUAGAUAUCAUAGCCAGCUUUCCAUUCAAGCAGUUCCAAGGGAAAUGCUAUUCCACAGCAUUUAAUCUUUUGAACAUAUGACUUUUAUUAAAGGACUGUUCAGGGGCAAUAUAUAUCAUUUACUUUUGAAACUAAAGUCCCUAAGAGAUUGAAAUAGCACACCAUUUAUAGACUUUGAGAUCUCUUUCUAUGCAGAGGGUAAUUCCAUUAUGCUACAGCAGAAAUUUUAAAAAUGCUUAACAACAAACCAGCAGUUUUCAGUUCAUUGGUGGAAUCAAAUCAGUGAUUUAUAGGCACUUAAGAUUUACUUACUUACAGAAUUCUUUUUCAAAAUUAGACAAUGAAUUUUAAAAUUGUUCUAUUGAGCAGAAGAGAACUCCAGAAAAAGCCAUGCAUUUUUGUCCUUAUGGUAAACCUUAAAUCGCUAUGAAGACAUUUUGCUCUGGUUAAAAUUUUUAUAUUUUUUCACUUGCAGUCGCGUUUUCUUCUUUGUUAUCAUAAAAAAGAUAUUGUACAUAUUUCUCUGCUUUCAGCAUUUUAGAAAUGCAAAAGCUAAUAAUAUCAAGUGUAAGGUUCAGUGUGAACUCAAAAGACUGAUUCUGAAAGCCACGUGGUAUGUUCUUUGUCUUGCUUAAUCAAUUGAGUGGGAAAAAAAUUCCACAAUGUUUCUACACUGUCACAGACUUUAAAGAAGUUCUACCCAUCUGUACACAUCCCUGUGUUCAUAUAUUGGCUCAUCUAAAUAUAAAACAAUCAAAUAACAUUGUCUAAAAACAUUCUGAACUAGCAUUUAUGUACUCCAUGUACACAAAAGUGUGUUCCCAGCCUUAACCAGAAGGGGCAUUUUGGUUAUGUCCACUGCACAUUUAUACGUGACUGUGCUGUCUUUUUUUUAUAUUAUUAUUAAAAGACAGUGGAGUCUAAAAACCACAUUUCUUAAUAAAAAUGGAUGAAAACAUAACACAAUAUUCCCAAAAAAUAAUUCCGUAUUUUUAAACUAUUGGACUACUAAAUUUUUCACAUGUGGCCAUAUAUCUAUACAGAUGUGUGGGUGCUUAUGUAAAUUUGUAGGGCUAAGUGUGUAUGUGGAUGUGUUAUAGAAGUAUUUGUGUAUGUGUAUAGAACAGAAAUAGUAAAGUAUAAUAUUUGUGACACAACCUUAUAAGUUACUGGCUUUUAUGGACUUCAUGUCACAAAUUGCUGCAAUGUUGGGUCAUAGGUAAGUUCAAAAGUAGUUUGCUAAACAACUAUGCAAAAUGAUUCCAAAUAUUCAGAUGUACUGAUUUUUUUAAAAAAAAAUUAGAAUCAGGUUGUAAAACAUUUGAUAUUCAGACAAAUCCAACAUUGCAUUAACAAUUAAAUAUAAGCACACAUUAAUGUUUAUAUAUCUGAUAUCCAGUUAGUGAAAUGACUGAAUACAAUUAUCAGUUUUCUCUAGUGUGUGUUUAUUGAAGACACAUAAUGAUUGUCAGUCAGUAUCCACUAAAAAGGAGGUACUCAUUUGUAGGGUUUUGAGUAGUUGAAUAUUAUGUUGAAACAUAAAUAGAACAGAAUCUAAACUAUAUUUGACCUGAAGUUUAGUAACAAAGCCAGAUAACCUGUAAGGCAAUUUUAUAUGUUGUUUGCAAAACACUAUUUUAAACUGCUGGCAUAUUUUACUAGUUAUAAAUUUCUGUUAUAAGUGUGUGUGUGUAAAUAUAUACAGGUAUGUAAGUAUGUAUGUAUGUAUGCACACACACUGACCGAUGCUAUUUGAAUGAAUUUACUAUAUAAGCAUACAUUUGCUAUUUAUGCAUAUUUGCAUUAGCUUUGCUAGCAUUUCUAAUUGUGCAUGUUAGUGACAACUGUAUUUGAUUGAGAUAUUCCACAACACUACAGUGUGAAUUCAGUAUACCAAUGCCUGAUGCAGUCUAUUAUACUGUCAACUGAAAAAUACUUGUAAUUUUGUGCCUGUAACGCAUAUGGAAAAGAUAGGAAAUCUGAGGCCCUACCUAUAAUUUUUAAGGUGCAUGAUAUAUUGUGUCUUAAAAAUGUGGUUCAUUUUAGUAAAAAUGAUGAUAAAUUCCAAGAUAGUAUAAAUGAUGCAUGUGAUACAUGGGUGUUUGUAUUAUAUAUGGCCACAAAAUGUUUUUAAAGCCAGGGUAGUAGGUAUCUGAAAAGUUAGUGGAAAAGCUAUGAAAGUUAAUUUUCUUCUGAAGAUUUUGUUUUCAAGAUUAUAUUCAUCAACAAUGCAAGGAAUUGAACUUAUUUGUUCUAAAUUUUUACCUUUCAAUAUACUAUGAACGUUAAUUUGGAUACAAUUUUAUAAAAUGAUUGACAUACUUUCUGCUUACAGUUUGAGUUACUUGGAUAUGUAGUCUUCUGUUUAAAACAGUAGUUAGUGUUAAAAUGUUUUAAACAGCUAUAGGUUUAAAUUCCACCAGUCAAAGCCAUCAGCAAAGUUUUAUAGAGCUAAAUUCUGAAAUGUUUCAUUGAACUAAUUUUUAAAGUCCCAUUCCUUUGUGCUGCAGUUUCAUUGUAAAAUGUUGUACCUUGUGUUUCACUGGACCCUGCUAUUCCUCUCAAAGUUAACUUUGUGACAUCACCUUAGGUUACAUAUAUAAUAAACAGGAAAAAUCUGCUAUGUUGUUCGGUGAAUUCUUUCAGAAUCCUUGAUAAGUAGACAUUGAAAUUGAAAUGAUUGUGUAGGGUAAGAGUUAUUUUCAUACUUAUGACACUCGUGAUAUAAUUAGCAUCAGCAAGUGAUACUUGAGAUAUUGCAGAAUAGAACUACAUGACAUCAUCUGAAGUAUAAAAUACUGACCAAGAACAAAAUAAGAGUACUAUCUGAUGAAGAAUUCUAUUUCACUCAGUUACAUUAAAAUCAUUAAUGUACUUUCAGAGCUACCUUAAGGGCAAAUUUUUCAACAAAUUGGCAACUAGUUGGAAAAAAAUCAAAUUACCAUGCAUUUUUAAAAAAAAACAUUUUAGCUGUCUCUCAGACUUGAAGUCAUUUUUCCUAAGGUCAUCUAACUUACAGGGGGGAAAAGGAAAUGUGUAUAUGUGAUGUGUGUGUGUAUGCAUUUAUUUCCAAAGCACUGAUAAACUGUAAAGUAUAUAAUAAAAUUCAUAAAAUAAUGAUAAUAAAAUACUUGUUUCUCCAGCUUUAAUUUAGAAUCCAUAACCUAUUUGUUCAUAAUAUGGUGUAAGGGAGAGAAAAAGUUCUAUUGAUGUAGGUAGAAUGUAUUUUAAUAUUAAGUUUAUUAUAGAAAAUAAAAAUUCCGGUUUUAAAUCUAACAUUUCUGCUAGAUUUAUUUUAACAUUAAAAUUGCAGUUUGCUUUAGUCGAUUCUCUUUAGUAUUGCCUUGAUAACCUAAAUAUAAUCAAUACUGUAAAGAACAGUGGUACAACUGGAGGGAAUGUUUGCAAGUUUAUAAAAUUCCAAACUGUGUUUAUAUUUUCCAAUAUAUAUAGUAGAGCUUAAAAUAAAAGGGAGCAAGUGCUUGGAAGAGUAAAGAGCUCCUUUCAUAACAGGUUGGGAAUCCUAUUUAAGGAGUAAAUCAUAGAAUUAUUUUAUUGAGAGAGGGGAUACACUACAUUGCUUCCUGACCCCCUUCCUAAUUCUGAUUUUUUGAAGAGUAACUUAUAAAAGGAGGCAGCAUGCCCUUCACCACCUCCAGUUCAGAUUCUGAAUUUAUAGGUCUUGGCCUGAGUAUGGUCACUAAAAAGGAAAGACGAAAAGACUGUCUGAUAUAACAGAGUUGUAACUAAAUGCAUUUAUUUUGUAUUCUUGGUUCCUGUGACUUUCCUAACAUAGAUUUAAUGACAGUAUUCCCACUUUCAUUUUCUCUUUCUCUAAGAUAAACCAGUUUCCUAAAUAGCAGUUCUCCAGUUUUUUUAAAACUUUGACCAAAUGUUUAUAACAUUUUGCAAUUUUCAAUAGUCAUUUUUGUUAUCCACAUGAUUAUCCAUCCCAUAAACUUUAUUUUGGCUAAACUUACUAUAAAGAAUACAGACAAGGGGAAUUUGGAAAAGGGGAUCGAUCCCUUUGUACCUUGUUUCAAAUAAUGGAGCUCUCUUAUAAUUGAAGCUUGAUGUCAUCAAUUUAUGUUCUACAUUCACUUGGAUUUCAAACUCACUGCAUCAGGAUUAUGAUUUAAUUUUAUUGCACAGGGUCAUUCUUUAGAAAUUCUGUGUCAAGUCAAUACCACCAAGACAACUGUGUGCUUUUGUUAUGUAUCCAUUGGUUGUUUCCUUUAUAAAAUUGGUCAAGUUGAUUUCUAAUUUUUUAAAAUCAUUUUCCAAAUUAUUGUUAACAAAGUAAUAAUCAUAUGCCUAAGUAAAAUAUGGAUUAGAAAUAAUACAAUUAUUUAGCCAAAGCUCAAGUUACUGGUAAGAUUUUUCUACCUUGAUCAGAUCAACUGGGUCAAUUGGUAUUUUUGAAAACUUUAUAUGGAGUGGACCCCGGUUGAUUGACACCAUUAAUACAAAUAGCAGGAGUAACUCAUACCAUUUAUAUUUAAAAUGAACUGUUUUUCCUACAGUCAUCAGAUACAUCUUGGUAAAAUGUGGUUAGAGCUGUUAUGUCAGAUUUCUCACUUACUUCAAAAAAGUGUGAUAUGUUCUCCAUCUGUUAUAUGAUCCCAAGUUAAAUAGCUACACUUAGGAUGUGUUCUUACUUAGGGCAGUGCUUUUAUGAAGGUGUGCCAUAAAAGCAUCCAGGUGCCAGCAACCUGCCCACAUGGUUCCCAUUAGAUCUGCUUGGAGGUGAUGACAUUUCAAAUGUCACAAUAUCUCUAGAGCAGCUAAUUGCAUUAAAUUCUAAAAUAACUGUAUGUUUUUUUAUUGUAUAUCCAGAUGUCUUAGAAUUAGCAAACUUACUAAAGAAAACAGACUAUAAAAUGUUUUAUCUGCUCAAAAAAACAUAAUAGAUAAACCCAUGUAUAAUAAGCAUGCAAAAAUAUAAGUGAACUUCUUAGCUUCUUUUGGUCAUAAAUAAAGUUUGGUUUAAUCUCAUUAGGUUAAUUUUAAAGAAAAAGAACUUGCACCUUUUCCUUUUACUAUUUUCAAGAUCAGUCAGUUUUAAGGAUGAUAAUUGAAGUGUUUCGGCACUAUGUAUAUUUAGGAUUAGUAGCAAACUUAUACAAAGAGCCAAUCUUAUUCUAAAUGACUUCAAAUGGGAGAGAGAGCAGAAAUGUUGGGUGACAAAAUCAGAAUUCCAAAUAACCAGCUGGAAGGAUGUGAAUGUAAUAAAAAUGACAUUUAACAUGAGUAACUGUGAAGUCCUAGACUUGAUCCAAAACACCAGCAUCCCAAAUGCAAAACAGGGUGACCAACCCAACUGUGAGCUCAAGGAAUGACUAAAUGUUAUGACUCUAUCAAUAAGUCAUUAUGAUCUCAAAUGCAUUCAUUCUCUAUUCACAAGGAAGAAAACUAUCUUUUCUGCUCUGGGCUGUUCGGUGUGCACCUACAGUAUUACCUUCAGUUUGUUGCUUUGUUUUAAUUUUUAUUGAGGUUCCAUUGUUUUAUAACAUUGUAUAAAUUUUGCAUUCAGUUUUGAGCACCAGCAAUCACAAGAGAGAGUGACAACUGACUGUGUCACUCCACCAGGAGCAUCAAAAGGUGAUGAAGAUUUUGCAUGAUUAACAACCAAAGAAACUGGGAAUAUUCAAGUUCAAAAAACACAGAAGGAACCAAGUAGCUCUUAACACAUGAAACAGGUCCAUCAUUAAAGCCAUUUUGUUCAAGUAGUAACAUUGAUUGAGGAGGAAAAUAUACUGGCAAUGUUGUACAAAUGGGUGGACUGUGUUCAUUAUUUAAGAACCUGGUAUUGUUAUAUGUCAUUCUGUUUAAAGUUGCAGUUUCCAAGAACAUAUGCAUUAAGUCAGGGCGUACUGUAUCUGAAGCACUAUCUUAGGAAAAAUGGGUUAGAUCUCUACUGAUGACACCAGAGGUGAGAUCUGGGAUGAAAAAAUGGGAAAUGAAGAGAGACAUCUUUUCAACCUAAUUUAAGAAAGAACUUUCUUUGCCUCAUAUUACAAUUAAGGGAAUACCUUGGAAGUAGAGUGUUCAGUACUGCAAUAUUUCAUUUGACUACAUAGUUGGUAUUUUUGUAGCUGAAAUUUGAUCUCUAGAUAGAAGUAGGAAGUAGUAGACAAUAUUUAAGGUCCAUUCCAGUCCUUUAAAUUGUUUGAAUCCACAAAUGGUCAUUGUUUUGGAAAAUGUAUUAUGUUAGCUGUCUUUGGGGAGAACAAAAGAUAACACCAUUAGAAAUCAAUUUUUUUACUCCAUUUAAGCAUAAUAGGUAAAAAAUGGGAACUUUCAAAUUUUAGACUACCCUAUGUAUAAUUUUUUUAAAGAUUUGUUUAUUUAUGCAUACAAGAACUGGGGUACAGGCCAGAGAUGUGGGGGGUGAGAGGAUUCACCAGAGACAGACUGGGGAACAGAACAGGCAGACUGAUCAAAGUACACUGCCGAGGGGAGCAGUGGGUGAGACAGGAGAGGUCUGCCUCGCCACGUGGGUAGCUCCCUGGCUGGCCGGGGAUCGAACACAUGCUGCAGAGGGCUGCAGAUUGCUUCAUAGUGCAGUGCUUAACUAACCCUUGUGCCACCAGGGAGGCCUUGUAUAAUUGUUUUUUAAUUAAAAUUGUCUGUUACUCUCAAACAACAUGAAAUUUAAAAUGAUAUUACAUUCUUAACAAAUCUAAAAUUGAAAAUAAGCAAUUUUGAAUAUUAGCAAAAUUGUGUUAAAACCUACUUUUUUUUUCCCCCAGAGACUAAAAACCUUGAGGGCUUUUUGUUCAUAAGGCAGAGAAAACACAGCUGGCAUUGUGGCAAGCAUUCAGGGCAUCAGACAUUUGGUGGCACUGUUGAAAAUGUAAUUCAUUAGUUGAUAAGGCAGUUUAGUGAAUAAUACCCAAUAAGUUUAUAGAACACAACAGCUUUAAAGAUGUUUUCAUAUACUUUGGGUCAGAGUUCUGGAUUGGUUAUUUGAUGUUCUUAUUAAAAGAACAAGUUUUUGGAAUGAGUGCAUAAAUUGUGGACAUCUUUGUGAGAAAACACGCCACUAGUCUAUUAAUUCGGGGCCUUGAUGAAAGAAUGUCUUUGUAUUCUAAAAUUUUAAACACCAUAUGACAAGACAACACCUGCCACCCCAAACCACAAUGUGUCUACAUUAUUAAACACCAUUUGAGAUGCUGCUGGAAGAAAUUCAAGCAUCAGAAAGCUCAGAAGAGAAGAUGUGCAUUUUAGAAAUUGACCUACUGCUUUUCUGCCGGAACACCACUAUGUCUACAGGAGAAGUGGUGACAUGGGAAUAAAAGAUCCCACUGUUCUGAAAAACACACACCUUCCUCUCAAAGGUGGUAAUGUUAAUGUUUAUUUUCUCCAGACAUCAACAUCAUAAAUCUGCCUUGUCUCAGCCUCGUCUUCCAAUAUUAUAAAUACAAGGUUUUCACAAACAGACAUCCGUAAAAGUCAGCAGAGCGUGACUUAGAAGCUCAUACAUUUACAGUGCCUUCAGCAGAGUCAGUGAUGACUACAUAGUGUUAUACCGAGAAAAACUCUGUUUCUGGGUCACCAUAUGAUCUGCAUCCCUCUUUCUAGCCUGUCAUAGGUAAAUGUGUGCUACUGGUCACAAAGUGAGGCUGCAUGAGAGAGAAUGGAAAAAGAGCUUGUCAGCAGCCUGAUUGAUGGGGGAUUCUUACAAUACCGGAAAAUAAAGGGCACACCACACAAACUAUGUGGCAUUCAGAGGUAGAGUAAUCGCAAAAAAGCUUCUAUAAUGUCCUAUAAAGAAACAAAUGCAUCUGUCAUGAAUUUAAUAUUUAUUCCAAUUGUGUCAACCAUCAGCUUCAAUGAACUUGUCCAAUGGAACAUGCUCAUCUUAGCAGCACCCAGGAAAAAGUUCUAUGGAAAUUGAACCAUGUGACCUUGCAGUGAUUUAAAUAGCAUUUCCCCAUCUAUAUUAUCUACUUGGUAAAAUCUAAAACCUUUGAAUUUCCUGUGUGAGAUAUUGUUGAACAUCAAUUAUUAUAUAAAGUUUCUCCCUCUUUGUGUACACUUAAGGCUGGAUGGAAUCGGGAGGGGAGGUUGAAGGGAGAGACAGGUAAGCAGAAGAAAAUAGGCCAAUACUGCUUCUUGCUACCUCUUCAUUACUAAUUCAGCUACAGAUGCUUUUUCCCUUCUCUCUGCUCCACAGACAGCCGGCACCAUGCGCCAGUGCCACCCCCUCACCGCCUCCUGCUCCCAUCAGGCCAACCAAGUGGAUAAACCCAGGGAAACAGAAGGAAGAUCUUUUAGGACAAGCUGUGUUCACUAUUUAGAAAUAGCAUUGAAAUGUGAAAAUUGUUUCUCAAGGAAUAGAUGCAGAGAUGGAAAUGUUCAUUGUUAAAAGUACUGCCCUAUAGCUGAUCCUAGUAUUAAAUAUUUGAUAUUGCAUUCUCCUCUGAGCUUUCUACUUUCUACCCUGUUUGUUUUCACAGGUCUUGGGUCAAAAUACACUAAAAAUACAAGGUAAUCAGCAGGUUUAGGCUUUUAUUCCCAUUUUUGCCUAGACUUCUUGUGUAUCAUUUAAGAUAUCAAUAACCUAAUGAGUGCUUGUGUCUUUACUCAAGGUGGAAUUAACAAACCCAUUCUUUUGCCUUCUUCAAGGAUGUGGUAAUGCUGAAUUUUUUUAAGGAUAUUCCAUAAAAACAGACUGAAGAGAAACUUUUUCUAUUAUAAGAAUAGAAAAGGUAUUGGAGAUCAGAAUGGCGCCAUAUUUGAGGCCCGUUUGCAGAUAGACUGGAAGCGUGAGAGCUCUCAACAUGGAGGCUCCUCUACUUCACUUGCGUCCACCAAAGUCUGCAGUUCGAUGGACGAGAACGAUGGACCUGGAGAAGGUGAAGUGUCGGAGGAAGGCUUCCAGAUUCCAGCCACAAUAACAGAAAGAUAUAAAGUCGGAAGGACAAUAGGAGAUGGAAAUUUCGCUGUUGUCAAGGAAUGUGUAGAAAGGUCUACAGCUAGGGAGUAUGCUUUGAAAAUUAUCAAGAAAAGCAAAUGUCGCGGCAAAGAGCACAUGAUUCAGAAUGAAGUGUCCAUUUUAAGAAGAGUGAAACAUCCCAAUAUUGUUCUUUUGAUCGAAGAGAUGGAUGUGCCAACUGAACUUUAUCUUGUCAUGGAAUUAGUAAAGGGAGGAGACCUCUUUGAUGCCAUUACUUCCACUAACAAGUACACUGAGCGAGACGCCAGUGGAAUGCUGUACAACCUGGCCAGUGCCAUCAAAUACCUGCACAGCCUGAACAUCGUCCACCGCGACAUCAAACCAGAGAACCUGCUGGUAUAUGAACACCAAGAUGGCAGUAAAUCACUGAAGCUGGGGGACUUUGGGCUGGCCACUAUCGUCGAUGGCCCUCUGUACACAGUCUGCGGCACCCCAACAUAUGUGGCUCCAGAAAUCAUUGCAGAGACUGGAUAUGGCCUCAAGGUGGACAUCUGGGCAGCUGGUGUAAUCACUUACAUUCUGCUGUGUGGUUUCCCUCCGUUCCGUGGAAGUGGUGAUGACCAGGAGGUGCUUUUUGAUCAAAUUCUGAUGGGACAAGUGGACUUUCCUUCUCCAUACUGGGAUAAUGUUUCUGAUUCUGCAAAGGAGCUCAUUACCAUGAUGCUGUUGGUCAAUGUUGAUCAGCGAUUUUCAGCCAUACAGGUCCUUGAGCAUCCCUGGGUUAAUGAUGACGGCCUCCCAGAAAAUGAACAUCAACUGUCAGUAGCUGGAAAGAUAAAGAAACAUUUCAACACAGGCCCCAAACCGAAUAGCACAGCUGCUGGAGUUUCUGUCAUAGCAACCACCGCUCUUGAUAAGGAGAGGCAGGUUUUCCGACGAAGACGCAACCAGGAUGUGAGGAGCCGGUACAAAGCACAGCCAGCUCCACCUGAACUCAACUCGGAAUCGGAAGACUACUCCCCAAGCUCAUCCGAGACUGUUCGCUCCCCCAACUCACCCUUUUAAUAAGACCCUUUUACUCGAAGUCCUAGCUUAACCCUUUGAGACUCUGAGAUUUUUGUCCCCCAAAAUUUAUGUAAAACGGUUUCAUCUGAUCCACCUAGCACUCAAUGCUUGAAUGGCAGAACAGAAGGUGUGUUUUCUGGUAUCUUUGUAGCAAUUUCCCUUUGCUGAAUGAGAUGACUUAUUGUUUGUCAAGAUGGCAAGUUGCUGCUAAUAGGGUCCUCAAAGGGUUAAAGCUAAUUUGCAACUUUUUUUAAACAUAGAAGCAAUGAAUGUUUUCAUCAGUCAAGCUAGGGUCUGCAGUAUGUAAUAUAGCACAUGUUAACCCUCUGAGUGCAUAGAAUUUUAUGGAGAAGCCGUGGGGAACUUGUCAGGCUGUAUAGCACAUGCUUCUUGAUUUUGCUGCAGAUCAAGGCAUGUUAUUAGGUGCUGAGAUGUCCAGACAAGAUGGGCAUCUAGAAUGAUUUUUUGGUUGUCCUUUUGCGUGGAUUUAGUACAUGGCAGGUUUAUCAAGUAGGCAUAUCACCCCUCUUUCUUCACAAUUCUAUUAAGAAAGGGACUUUGUAAAAUGAGAAAAUGACUAUCAACUGCCCAGUUCUGCAUCCCGAGUGGAGGGAACUGGGUUUGUGGCAAACAGCCUGACCCAGGACAUAGGUGGUGCCCCUCCACCAAAAAAUUGUCUCCAUAGGAAGAUGUGCUGAUGAUGCCCCAGAAAUGCUGCUUCCAUAUCAGCUGCUGCUAGUGCCAACACAGAACCUCGGAAAGUCACCAUUCCUUGUCUUGUGCUUGGUGAGUGAGGGUCUGCCUGCUCAGGUUGAGAAUCUACAAAAAGAAACAACCAGUGGAAAAGAGCAAUAAAUUGCCAGGUGCUCUCUAGGGCUGGGAUUUCAAACAGAAAGAGGAAACCAGAUCCUGUUCUUUUACUCACCGACUUUUUCAUGCACUGCAGUCUUUAGUGUCAAUUCCAUAUAGAGUAUAACAUCCAUACAUAGGAGCUCUGAGGCAAAGAGGGCUGGAGGCAAGUGCUUUGCAAAGUGACUAAAGAGAAACCACAGUGGGGAAACAAUCUAGAAUGUUCUAGAAAUGGUUUUAAGGAUAUAAACCACUGUCAAGACUAUUCAUGUGCACCCCUACGUUACCUAUAUAGAGCAUCCCAGAGAGAGGAGAAGGAUGGGAGACCUAGAAGAUACCCGUAAGGGUAAAGGGUUCAUUCCCGAGAAUGACUUUUUUUUUUAUACCAACUAUCUUGAGCUGUCCAGAGAGACAUGUUGUUUUUCUAACUUUGGGCCAAAUCCUAUCUGAAACCUUUAUUUUCACUCCUAUUACCAAAUCUUUUCUCCCUAGCCCUGUGUCUCUGGUGAGUUAUUUUUUGGAAUAUGUUGUGUUUCAAAAGGGCACCUGCCACUUUCUGCAUGUUACUGCAGAUUUUCAAGAGGAGGCUAGCCGUGGUGUCCUGGAGAUAGAACUUCAACUCAGAUAUCCUCCUAAGGUUUCCAAAGCUCUGUGAUCCAAGAGACAAGCAGUGAGUAAUGUCUCAGAAAAUUUGCAUCUGGAGGACCGAACAGCACUUAUUGUGUCUAUCUUGAAUAUACUUCAAUAUCUGAAAAUCUAGAAACUUGUAUAUGACAUUUCUAUAGUCAGUUCUUUAUUUUCAAAUACACUUUGAUCCUCAAUUUCUCCUUUUUACUCUUCAACUCAUAAACUACGGUCUAGAGUAAUAUAGAUUUAAAAAUCACAACAUGUCAGCACUUUUGCAAUGUAGUCUCCCCAGCCAUUUGCUCUUCCACAUUUAGGUUUACCUCAUCCAGCACACAGAUGGUGCAUUUAAAAUAAACAGAGGAAAAAAUGUGGAUAAACUUCUGAAAAUGCUUGUCCUGACAUGUAAACAAUUGAUUAUUUAUUAUUUUCCCCCUUUUAGGGAGUUCUGAUGACAUCACACAAUAUCCCAAAGCAGCAAGUCAGUUGGCUAUUUGGGGGAAGGAGAGCAGUAUACCAGGAAGGGUGUUGGUGUGUAGGUAGAUCCCAUAUUUAUAAAACAUUCCGAACUGCUCAGAAAUUGCUAGUUUCUCUAGAAUUAUAAAGCAAAGCACUAUUCUAAGACUAAGGAGUAAGUAUGUAGCUGAGCCUCAACUCUAAAUCUGUGAACAUAAAGACUCUCAUGUGCAGAGAUCUACCUGCAGUAGAUUGCCAUUUUCCUUUCUUUCUCUGAACAAUUGAUUUUCGUGUGGGUAUUACAUGUUUUGCUACAGCAUCUAGUGUACAGAAUCUCCGGUGCACAGUUUAGGCCUCUUUCCAGCCCAUCUUUGGGAGACUCUGAACUGGAUGAAGCCACAGGGUAUUUCCCAGCACACUGCAGAAGGGGCAGCUCAGCAGAAUGCAGGGCCCAUUCAGCAUGGGGAUCCCAGGGCAUUGCUGUAGAAUGUGAGUGAUCUAUGCUGAAUAAACAGUGGAAUGUGACCUGUCAAGUAGAAAUAUGGAGUAAUCAGAUGGAAUGCAAUCUUUUCAGCAUUAAACUACUGAGAUCCUGAAUGUCAGGGAUGUACUCAGAGGGUUAACAGACAAGCACAAGGCAUGCUGAUUACGUUGGUGUAUCCAGACUGCUUUGCUUUUAGCCAGUGCUUUCUGAUUUUUUUCAUGACAUUCUUGGGAUAGUUCGAGUAUGAAAUAAUUAAGUGGUGGUGUUCUUUAAGGAAUUUCUAUAACCAAAUUGAUCUUAUUUUUUAUUUUGCUUUAUCAUAGAACAAAUAUGUACCAUUAUGGCAGUGUAUCUCUGUAAUUAUCAAUUUAAUCAUUGCCACAAGUGUUUCCAUAUUUUUUCCUAAGUAUUUAAUAUAGCUCUUAUGGUGGUGGCCUGGUGAUGGGGACUGUCUUUCCUUUACUGAUACAUGACCAACCAUAGGGUAUUUUCAAGGGAAUUUUAAGAUUCAUCUUUUCAGUUCAGUAGUAGACUAGUUAAGGAAGAACUCCUUCAUUACUUGCAUUGUGUAAAUCAUCUCUGUAGAUGAGAACUGUUCAUAUUGAUGAACACAUUUUUUUCUUGACAUUGUAGCAGAAACCAUUUUAUUCAUCAUAAUCAAUGGGUAUGUGAUUUGCUCCAGAUCGUUAGAAGGAAGAGUAAGAUUUCAGUCAUUGAGAAUUUUUCUACCGUAGCCCUCAUCUAACUUACACGUGGUGCAUAUUAAAAUAAGCAGAGGAAAAAAAUGCAAAUAAACUACUGAAAACCCUUGGUGUUUUGUAUUCAAUGAGACCUUCCUGCAACCUGCUUAGCACCCCCAUGGGUAGUGGUUAACAGGCCCAUCAGAUAUUGUUGAAAGAAAGCAAUAUAUCCAUGAACGGAGGCUAAAAUUGCAAUCCUUUACCCUUUGAGGCAUAUUUCAGUUGGAAAAAAAAUAAAGAAGAAAAAUUGGUUAGCUUUGGGUCACGGAGCUACUAUAUGACCAAGACUCACGCACAUUAAAUCACAGUGUUUGCUGGCCAAGGGCAUCCACUAUACAACUCUAUCUCCUCUGCCCCCACUUGGAGAUUGUGCUUCUGGGAGAGCUUUCUUCAUGUUACUGCCACUGCCUGCUAGCCCUUCCCUGGGUAAGACUCUGUCAGCAUUUCCAUGAUAAACUUCUAUUUUCAAAGGUUUUUAAUUUGACCAUUAAAAGCCAUGCCUCAGGCUGAAGGUUGCAAUAUAGGGCCUGCACCAAGAAUAAAGGUUCACUUCCUUUUUUUCUCUGUCCAGUUCUGUCCAGAAAAGGACAACAACAACAAAAAAAUCUGGUCUGUUCUGUCCUUCAUUGUACUUGCAGAAUUUUGGAAGGCACCGAGAUUCAAGAUGACAGUUUUAUUGUACUUAUUCAAUUGAAUAUGGGUUUUGAAAAAAAAAAAUUAAAUCCCCCAGCAUAAUUUGUAAAUCAUUCACCUUUUAAACUGCUACAUGACUUUUUUUUGGUUCAAAGUUUAAAAAAAAAAAACAAAACUUGAAGUUGGUCAGUUCAAAGGUUAGCCUUUCCUCUGUGUUGUCUGCCAUUUCCAUUAAGAGUUGGAGAAAUAUACUCUCAGACCCUUACUUUGCAUGCAGUGACAAAGGGUCGAAUAUAUACUUCUUUGGGAGAUAUGGAUUUCUUUUUAUAAUCACCAAGUUUCAUGAAACCAUUCUAGUCUGUUGGGGAAAAUAAUGAUUAAAAGCACUUCCAAAAUUAAUAUUUUUAUUGAUACAGAUGUGAUAAGUAGACCAUAAAAUAUCAUACUUGCUGUCCUUGUUCAUUUAAAAGUAAAUACAGCAACAAAAACUUGAAGACACAUUAAACAUUUGAUCGCUGCAAAUGUGCUUUAAAAAUUGGCUCAAUGGUGCUUAUACAUGAAACAGUAACAAAUGGGAUCCCUAGGACUGUCAGAAGGAAUCUUUAAUUUGUAUGUAAUUACAUACUUGAGAAGGAGGUGCUUUUAAGCCAGUCUUUUAUUUUUUAAUCAUCGCAAAUAUGCAUCCAUCCAUCCAUCCAGUAACUUUAAGGGUCGUAAACUGGUGGGAAACAGGAAAUUCAAUGUAGAGGCUUAGAAUGCCUCUGGUUGGGUGUUUUUUUUUCCCCUUUGGUUUUUUGUUGUUGUUGUUGGACUUCAACACUGAAGCUGCCGUGAUCAUUUUUCAGUGAGUGAGCUUCUAACUGGCAGGUGUUUUGAUCAUGAGGUUUGCAAUAUCUUACCCUUAGAGACAAGUGAGAGAUCUAGUUUCAUUCUUUUUCCCUAAAAGGAAGAGCGCUCUACAAUUAAACGAUACCUGUAAAUUUCCUCAACAUUCUUUUCUGGUUAACUGAAGUGAGACCCUUAAUGUUGCUUUAAUGUAAAAUUGUAUAUUUUUGUCUGUGAUAUACUUUAUUAAUUUAAAGUAAAUAAUAGUUCUAAAAGCCUUCACUGUCAGUAAAAAGAAAGUAGGAUUUAAAAGGUGAUGAUAAAGAUGCUAUAAUGUCAAUUCAUUCCAGUCCAAUCGAAUGUGGUAAGAAAAAGACCUUGAAUAGUUCUCUAGGGACAAUUUCUCACUUGCCAAUGACAUUAAUCUUUGAUGUAUUCUCAGAAAAAAUAAAAGGAAAUUGAAACUGGUCCAAGGUUAGAGUCAUAUCCUUGAUAACUAUUUUUUUUAAUUUUAUUAGGAAAUUAAUAAUAGCCUUUUUCAUUCUGGCUGAAAGAAAAUUAUUAAAGGAUUAGUUGAGUGUGAAAUUAAAUAGUAUUUUGCUCAUGCAUACUAAAAAGGUGGUCUAGGAACUUGAUGCAUUUAAACAAGUUUCCAAAAGGUUUCAAUUUGGUACAAGAAAAAAAAUCCAAUGUUUUGAAAAUACUGAAUUUAUCAAUUGCUGCAUGGAUCAGAUGACAUAGGUUAAUCAUUGAUUUUCAGAAUCUUAAUGAAAUAACUUUCAAAUGAUUUGUAUCCAUGAUUAAAGCUGGAAUGAGAUCCAAUUUUUCCCCUAAUCUCUCAGUUUAAGCUAAUAAAUGUAGGUUAAUGUGGAAUGAAAUCAUCUGUGAUAUAUUAUGUUCAUUUAUCAACUGAGCUUUUUGAUGUUGCCUGUUUUUAUGUAAAACAUGUUCUUAAAGCUAAUAAAAUAAUAGUACUUGGUGUAUGAACUACUACGUAAUACCCUAGCUGCAGCGUCCACUCCUGAGUUCACUUUGCCGUAAUGGAAUAAAAUUUCAUUUUAGUUCAGUUCAUAAUUGGCAUAUUCGGUCCACGGAGGACUAACCCAGCUGUGUUCUUGAGGGGAAUUCUCUCUAUGCAAGGUUUUA